AUGGAAUUCGUGUUUGAUAAGGUGCGACAUACAAUAGCCGACAGCGACAAUAAAACUCAGUCCGUACUCCAUUCAGUUGGUAGAUUCAAGCAACCGAUGAGCAAUUACAAUAACAUAUUUUCUGAUGAAAUUCGUAGCCUCGAUGGAUCCCAUCUCGAAUUAGCAACAUUCUGCCUGGAUUUUCCGUUCCUGUACAAACCCAAGGUGGAGGUAAAAUUUGAAAUUGGAAACAAGACCAAGGAAGUGAAGUGCGUAGGCAUGGCUUUCGAUAUCCUCGAUAUCUUAGCUCAGAAGUUGAAUUUCACAUACUCUGCUCAAGAUUUCCCAGCUGAUGGAAACUGGGGCUCUCAAGUGGACGGGAGAUGGACUGGAAUGUUGGCGGAUUUGGCUUACAACAACAAGUCCCUCAUUAUUAACAACUUACUCCUCACGGAAGUUCGAUCAGACGAAUUUGAUGCUUCCUACCCCUACUUCGCCGAAGGUUUUAGUGUCAUGAUCAAGGUUCCGGACCCGUUGCCGAAGUGGCGAGGCCUCUUGUAUCCUUUUGCUAGGCUCGUCUGGCAACUGUUCCUGACAGCGACCUUCGUCGAGAGCGUCCUGUUGACUGUGGCUCUCUUCGUGAUGCACAACAACCGGGACUUCAUUAAUGGAUUUCUGCUGGUGCUGGGAGGCCUAACCAGGCAAAGUAUGACUUUGCGGCUGCGAGGUUUGUGGGAAUACGAAUUUUUGGGCGUGUGGUGGGCAGUGAGUUUCGUCAUCACUACGGCCUACACUGGCAACCUGGUGGCCUACCUCACCAUUACCGUCCCGCAGAGAAGGAUUGAAACCAUCGAUGAAUUAGCUGCUUCACCAAUAAUACCCAGCAUGGCAAACAUUGGCAACUUUGUCCCCGAGGCGCUCAAGAAUUCUGAGGAUAAAGCUCUGGCAAAGAUCGGUAAAAAGUUGCACAUCUUUCGGUUUGCCGACCGAGAUGACAUGUUCCUUAAUAAAGUGGCGGGCGGUUCGCAUGCAGUCAUCAACGGAGAGUCGUACAACAUGUUCGUCAGAGAUUCCUUCGGCUUAAAUUCCAAGACCUACAUGAUGAGAGAAGUGAUCUACCCGAGCUACGUGGCGUACUACCUGCCGCGGAACACAGUCUACACCAGCCUCCUGUCGGACAACAUGCAGCGACUGGUAGAGUCAGGGCUGUUGAAAGAGGCUUACAAGCAUCAUGUCAUCAAAGAAAAACGACAACUCGAGGACGAUGGGCAAGUUGCGCUAGGUCUGCAACAUCUCGCUGGUGCCUUCGUCCUGAUGCCCGUCGGCUACGCCUUGGCCGCCAUCUCUUUCGUCGCAGAAGUUUGGCUGCACUCGAGGACGACCGACCGCAAGCUCCUCUGA
Messenger RNA from Hyalella azteca, 1380 nucleotides. Its product is annotated as glutamate receptor ionotropic, kainate 2-like. The coding region runs from base 1 to 1380 and encodes 459 amino acids. Lineage: Eukaryota; Metazoa; Arthropoda; Malacostraca; Amphipoda; Hyalellidae. Gene Ontology annotation, cellular component: membrane. The record is from RefSeq and is a predicted model, not a curated record. The transcript is spliced from 6 exons. Gene Ontology annotation, molecular function: glutamate-gated receptor activity.